This is a messenger RNA of Mercurialis annua (annual mercury), 1638 nucleotides long. RefSeq lists its product as uncharacterized. The transcript has 5 exons. The record is from RefSeq and is a predicted model, not a curated record. The coding region runs from base 102 to 1553 and encodes 483 amino acids. NCBI's taxonomy places the organism in Eukaryota, Viridiplantae, Streptophyta, Magnoliopsida, Malpighiales, Euphorbiaceae. Gene Ontology annotation, molecular function: minor groove of adenine-thymine-rich DNA binding.
UUAAAUUCAUUAUUAAUACAUUUAUAACUCCUAAUUCAAUUCUAUUAAACCUAAUUUAAAUUUUAAUCAUAUAAUAUAGUUUACGCGUAAAAAAUUUAUGCAUGGAAGAGACUAACUGUAUUAAUGCUCAGUCUCCGGUUCCAAUUAAGGAGGAUCCUCCGGUGAUCGAGGCGGCUCAUCGAGAAGUACUAGGCGGCGACGGAGACGGAUGUGGCGGUUGUUUAAGCGUAAAAGGUUUGUGCACGGAGGAGAAUAAUCAUAUUAAUAUUCAGUCUCCGGUUCCAAUUACGGAGGAUCCUCCGGUGAUCGAGGCGGCUCAUCGGGAAGUAAUAGGCGGCGACGGCGGUUGUUUAAGCGCAAAAGGUUUGUGCACGGAGGAGAAUAAUCAUAUUAAUAUUCAGUCUCCGGUUCCAAUUAAGGAUGAUCCUCCGCUGACCGAGGCGGCUCAUAGGGAAGUAAUAGGCGGCGAUGGCGGCGGUUUAUUAUGCGCAAAAGGUUUGUGCAGGGAAGAGAAUAAUGAUAUAAACAUUCAGUCUCCUGUUACAAUUAAGGAGGAUCCUCGGGGUAGCGAGGCGGCUCAUCAGGAAGUAAUAGGCGGCGACGGAGGAUGUUGCGGAGGCGAUACAAAGAUGAACGGCGGAGGCGGAGAAGGUUUGGUAAAUAGUAGUAAUAGAAAGAGAGGAAGACCUAGAAAGUAUCAUGACGAUGAUGAUCGUGUGAAUAACGGAAAUUUAGCUUUGGCUGACGUGUCACCUCCGCCGGGAUUUUCGUCUUGUUUUUUGAGUGGGAAGAGAGGAAGAGGAAGGCCUCGCGGUACUGGUAGAUUGCAGCUUUUGGCUUCCAUUGGUGGUUUUGCAGCAGAAACAGCAGGGGGAAUCUUCAUUCCACAUGUGAUUCCUGUGGAGACAGGAGAGGAUAUUGUAAGUAAGAUAUCGGCAUUUUCCCAAAAGGGUCCUCGAGCCGUUUGCGUUCUUUCUGCAAUUGGUUCUGUUUCAAGUGUUAUUAUUCGUCAGCCUGGCUCUUCUGCUGGACUUAUGAGAUACGAGGGGCGCUUUGAAAUUCUUUCUCUAUCAGGAUCCUUUACAGUUAGUGAAACCAGCAAUACACGUCGGAAAAUCGGCACGCUGAGUGUUUCACUUGCAAAACCUGAUGGCCGGGUUUUUGGUGGCGGUGUUGUUGGCUGUUUAAUAGCAUCAGGUCCUAUCCAACUGAUUGUAGCAAGUUUCAAGCAGAAUAUCAGUAAGGAACUAAAGUUAAGGCAACCAACUGAAUCUUCAACUUGCAGCGAGCUUGCCAAUAUGGAGACGGUAAAAUAUCCGAUCCAAAUUGCAGGAAUUACAGACCGUAAAGGUGAUCAAGAAAAUUGCACUACACCAACAUCUUCAGUUUCGGAACACACAAAUGAAGAACCAGUGACCCCUACUGUCACUGUAAACCAACAAAUUGAAGUUAUUACUCAAAAUGGAGUUGAACGGAAUGCUUUUCAGUUACCUGAGUGCUUAUCGGAACAAAAGGUAUCUUCAGAUAUCAAUCUCUCUAUCCCUCAGAUUUGAUGAUUCCUUUUUUGGUAAUUUUUCUUUAUAUUUUGUGAAAUUUCUUACAAUAUUAGACAUUUCAGUCUUGAUGAUGAGAUCAGAA